UAAUCCAUAAUCAACUAAAAGUGCUUAUUAUUUGAAUACCUAGUUGUCAACAAAUUCCUUGUUGGUAAAGUAACAAACAGCAGAUAAUUAUUAAUUAAAUAUAAUUUAUACUAUAUAAUAUGUUACUAAUAUUACAUAUAUACAGGAUGUCAAAUUUGAAAAUUAUCAAUACGAAAAUCUCGUAAAAUGAAAAAGUUUAAAUAAUACCAUUUAUCAAUGUCAAAGGGUACUAAUCGUCGAUUAAUGAUUUCUGCAUAGGAUGGAAAAUAAGAUUACCUCAGUUGAAGAUGGCUGUGUCACUAGUUAUCAAUCUAUUGUCGUUAUAGAUGAACGGUCACAGAGAACUGCUUCCAAAUGGCUUUUUCACAGGCUAAACGAAACGGAAUACACGCUCCGUAUCAUGAAAUUUUCAAUAGAUGGCGAAGGGAGCUGUAAUGAAAAUAUUUAUGCUCUUGUCUCACGCAUGCCUGAUUCCUUCCUUUUCCAACAUGCACUUUUUAGCCGUCUUUCCUUCUCUUCUCAUUUACUAAUCCUGUUUAUUCUGUUUUUGUCCGCCAACGGGAACAGACAGUCGUCGACGAUCUUCAUGUAUACGUUCUUUGUCUUCCAAGCCCAAAAUUUCGUCUGAACUUCAUUAAUAAUAAGCCGUGUUCUUUUCUUUGGAGAUAAAUCGAGGUACUUCCCAAGAAAAUUAUUUCUUUCAGUGAUCGAACCUUCCUUUCCGGUGACAGUGUUGACUUUUGACUGAUCAAAUCAAAAGUAAAGAGAAAGGGGUGCUGUGACAGACUGACAGGUGAUUUUUGUUUUGUUUUGAUACUCUUUCCGGUGAUUUCGUUUGUUUGAUUUUGAAUUUCAUUCGAAAAUGUGAGUGGACUUUUUUGUGGAAAAUUGCCCAGGCGUCCUUUUUCUUCCUUGAAAUGUGAAGUGAUGGCUCGCAGACGCCGACCCCCCGAACUCCUCCGACAGCCGAUAACGGCCUCCUGAACCUCCACCCCCUUUCCCACCCCCAACCGCCGCCGCCGUCAUGGACCACAGCGUGAAGGCGAUGACGUCGAAGGGCGUCGCGACGCGCCUCCUCAACCCUCACCGCUUCGAGAACGACGAGCUGGAGCAGCUCUACCAGCGCUACAACUGCAAGCUGCAGCACGGCAGCGUCGCCGCCGUCGUGGCGCUGUUCGUGCUGCUCACCUUCGCGCUGGCCAAUCUCGGCUUGGUGUAUGCGCAGGCGGCCACCGCGCAGAACGUCUACCACGCCGCGCACUGUCUGCUCUUCGCCAUCUUGCUGGGAUUCCUUCACACCAGAUACAUGCAAGACGCUUACCUGCUGUGGGUCUGCUACGCGGUCCUCUUCUUCCUCGCCACCUUCUGCGCGCUCGCCCUCCCCCUCCACCCGCUCUCCUCCUCCUCUUCUUCCUCUUUUUCUUCUUCUUCCCCGCCGACCCAGUCUGCGUCUGCGCGGGUGGCAGCCGAGGGCGCGUGGCAGGUGGUGUUCGUCGUCUUCCUCGCCUACGCCAUGAUGCCGCUGAGGGCCCACGUGGCGGCGGCCUUCGGGUUGCUGUUGUGCGCCGCCCACGUCGCAGUAGGCGCCGCCGUCGCGACGGACUUCCGGGAUUUGGUGUGGCAACAGUUGAGUGCAAACAUCGUGAUUUUCGUUUGUGUCAACGUCGUGGGAAUAUUUUUGCACAAUUUGAUGGAGCAUGCACAAAGGAAAGCUUUUUUGGACACCCGAAAUUGUAUUGCGGCUAGACUAGAAAUGGAGGACGAGAAUGAGAAAUUGGAGCGGCUGCUAUUGUCGGUGUUGCCACAGCACGUCGCCAUGGAGAUGAAAAACGAUAUCAUUUCUCCGGUCGAAGGUCAAUUCCAUAAAAUCUACAUCCAGAAACACGAGAACGUGAGCAUAUUGUUCGCCGAUAUUGUUGGAUUCACUGUGCUGGCUUCGCAAUGUACUGCCCAAGAAUUGGUGAGGUUGCUGAACGAACUUUUCGGGCGAUUUGACCAACUGGCUAAUGAUAACCACUGCCUCCGGAUCAAAAUCCUCGGCGACUGCUACUACUGCGUGUCCGGGCUGCCGGAACCUCGCUCCGACCACGCCCAUUGCGCUGUAGAGAUGGGCCUCGACAUGAUCGACGCUAUAGCGAGCGUCGUCGAGGCGACCGACGUGCAGCUGAACAUGCGCGUCGGCAUCCAUUCGGGCAGGGUGCUGUGCGGGGUGCUCGGGCUGCGCAAAUGGCAGUACGACGUGUGGUCGAACGACGUCACGCUGGCCAAUAACAUGGAGGCUGGUGGGGAGCCCGGGAGAGUGCAUAUAACUCAAGCUACGUUGGACUACCUAGGAGGGGAAUACGAGGUAGAACCAGGUAAUGGUACCGCCAGGAACCAGUACCUCAGGGAUCACUGCGUCACCACCUACUUCAUAGUACCGCCCGCUAGACGGAGAAAGCCACUGUUGUUCAACACGCUGCAGGUCCGGUCCGCCCUCGGGGCCGCCCAGCGCCGGAAGCUCAGCUUCAAGAACGUGUCCAACGUGGUGGUGCAGCUGCUGCACUCGAUCAAGUACUCCAUGGAGGUGCCGUUCAGCAACAUGGCGCUGCAGACCGACCUGAAGGCGAGCAACGCGCGGAAGAAUAAAGUGACUGAAAAAUUUAAAAGGCCGUUCAAGAAGAGGCAUUCGAGUGUCUACCAUCAGCCAUCCAACAGGGUGAACAAAUAUUUGGCACAGGCGAUCGAAGCUAGAAGUGUGGACAGAGAAAAAUCGACCCACGUGAAUCUCAUCACCCUGUGUUUCAAAGACAGGCAUAAAGAAAACCAGUACCAUGACGAUCUGGACGUUGGCUACAGCUCGACCCUGGUGUGCGCGCUGGUUCUCCUGGUUCUUCUUGGCACCUUGCAGGCGACUGUCCUACCAAGAACCAUCAUCCUGCUCCUCCUGUUCCUAGUCGCUUUCAUCUGGAUAUCCGUCGUUCUGAUGUUGCUGCUGGCGGUGCGACUGCGAUGGAUAUUGUGGGACAUUUCCCAUAGUUUCGUUCUAAGACUGGCUAUCACGGUGUUCACCAUUGUUUUGAUAUAUACUGUUGCGCAGGUUAAUGUGUUCAGCUGCCUUCCUGACACAAAUUGCUUACCUCACUCGACGGCAAACAUCACUCUCGAUGGAAGGGACCACAGGGCAUGUCCUCUGCCUCAAUACAUCGUCCUAUCUUGUGCCCUUGGAUAUUUGGCUGUGGCGAUAUUUUUAAGACUUCCUAUAUUACUUAAGACUGCAUUACUCGUCGUGAUGUCUACUGUUUACAUACUACUCAUCGAACUGUCUCACAUUGAGCUGUUCUUGUGCUAUGAUAUUAGAGUAAGUUCCGUUAUACCAAUACACGUAAUCAGCGUCGUAGAAGUCCUUAUGUUCGUUCUGGCCGUUAUGCUGCACGGUCGACAAGUGGAAUGGACUGCACGACUGGACUUCCUCUGGCAGAUCCAAGCCAACGAAGAGAAGCGAGAAAUGGACGCUUUGCAACACUCGAACAAGAGGAUACUGUUCAAUCUGCUGCCUGCCCACGUGGCUACGCACUUUCUGGAUAACCAGUUCCGUAACAAUAUGAACACUCUAUCACAGGAACUCUAUCACCAGAGCUACUCUCGUGUCGGAGUCGUUUUCGCUUCUAUCACAAACUACCAUGAAUUUUACACCGAACUGGAUGGCAACAACCAGGGUGUCGAGUGCCUGAGACUGCUCAAUGAAAUCAUCGCGGAUUUCGAUGACUUGCUGUCCGAAGAACGAUUCAAAGCUCUAGAUAAGAUCAAAACUGUAGGGUCGACCUACAUGGCUGCUAUCGGAUUGAUGCCAGAUUUGAGGAUUUUGGACGACGACGAGUCCACAGCAGGGAUUCAUCUGAGUACGCUGGUGGAGUUUGUGUUUGCCAUGAGAGAUAGACUUCUGAAUAUCAACGAGAACUCGUACAACAAUUUCAUGCUCAGAGUUGGAAUCAACAUUGGCCCGGUGGUGGCGGGCGUGAUAGGUGCCCGCAAGCCCCAGUACGACAUCUGGGGCAACACUGUCAACGUCGCUAGUCGCAUGGACUCCACCGGCCUGCCCAAUCACACGCAAGUCACCGAGGAGGUGUUCCAGGUGCUGCGCUCCUACCCGUACGAGUUCCAGUGCCGUGGCAAGGUGAAAGUGAAGGGCAAAGGGGACAUGACGACGUACUUCCUGGUGGACAGGAAACAGCCGGGGACGAUGCGGAUCGAGGAGCUGAACAGCAUGAGGGCGAGCGCGAAUAAUUCGAACAACAUAAACAACAUGUACGGCGGCGUGGCCACGCCCCUCGCCCUCCUCCACCACGCCGACCCAGCAAACCACGGCCGCGCCAAGCACCACCCCGCGCCCCUCCCGAUGCGCGACCACGCCCCCAUACGCCUCCCACCUCUGCGCGAGACCGCCGUCCACCUGUUGAGCGGUCCGCCCAUGCGCGAGACCACCGCCCACCUGUUGAGCAGCUGUGAGAACGAGCCGCUGCUGCCUAGCGCGCGUCUCAGCCAGAAGAAGGUAGGGGCGGAGGAGGGGCUGCCGGGCCCGCCCCCGUUGCCGCCCCACAAGAACGGACAGCGGCAGGGCGGUGCCGAGGCGAAGUACAACCCACCGUGGCCCAGGGGACAGCAGGUAGACGGUGCGAAGCCGUAUUUGAAGCCGUUGCCGAGGCCGCCGGGCAAGGAAUCUCCGAAUAGACAUAGGAAACACCACAUGCCGCCUAUUCCGCCCUACCCCCCUCAACCCCACCACCGUACCCCCGAGCGUACGCCCGAACCGCUCCGCCACCAAAUCCACGCGCGUCACAACCCACUCGCGCACGCCCGCCUCUCCCCCCUCCACCACGGCCGUCGACACAGUCCACUGCAGCGCCACUACUCGGACGAGAGUCUGGGCGGGGCGUACAACGCUGGGGGCGGGGCCAAUAAUCCCGCCCAUCGAGUCCAUUCGUCGGCCGACGAGAUCAGCUCGCUGAACCACUCGCCGAGCAUCAGCAGCUCGGACGAGAGCUACAGCAGGACGACGGACGCGGAUGCGAGUCCUUGUGUGUCGCCGCCGCUUCACGGGGGGGAUGCGCAGCAGUUUCUCUUUCCCUCGGAUAUACAGGUAAACCCAUUAUCCUCUCCAGAAGUAUCUCCUAGGGCUUCCCUGGAUUAUAUACCGCCCAAUUGUUCCUUGAGGAAUAAUGUAGAUGUGAAGAGGAGUAAUUUGGCACCGAACGCUCUGCUAGCAUUGGCUGGUAAUUGUAAUACAGUCGAGAGUUCUAUUGUUACAAGUCCACCUAUUCUGCAUGACGGCGAGGACAGCUGCAGGGGCGAGAGCUGCGCCAGCUUCGAGUUCGUUACAAAACCGCCGUCUCUGCUGCGCACCGUCAGCACCAAUGGCACCAGAGGCGUACUGGCCUCGAAGAGGAUCCUCGACACGGACAAGGGCCGGUCUAGGGUCCUGAUCGACGGCGAUUCGGUGCUCGAGGGCAACAAAGUUGGCGCGAACUGCAAAAGGUCGCCCAGCUUCAAGGAGGUGGAGGAGAUCCGGCAGCUGCUGCGGGAGGAGGAGGGCAGGACGACGGUGAGCAGCGACAGGAGUUCAAAGAAGGAUGGUUGUUGCCAAACGGAUAAAAAGGAUCUGAGAAGCGUAAGGUUGAGUCCUACAGCCGGGUUGCGGGAGAAGUUAUCGCCCAUUGGGAAAAUUAGCAACAUUCCUUUUGAGAGGGAGAUUCAGAAACUUCUGGACGAGCAGAACCUGUUGCAGAACAUUCCUCCGAAGUUGGAACUCAAAGAUCUGGCAUUGGAGCCACUUGUGAGGUACAGCCCGUCGAACAACAACCACCAGGUGGGCCUGGCGGCCAUCCAGGCGCUGGCGAUGGGGCUGCGGGGCAGCGGCGCCCCGGGUGCCGCCCCCUCGCCGCGGGCCAGCAGCAAGGAGGGGUCGCUGAAGCGGGUGGCCAGCCCGCAGACGCAGGAGGCGGCCAAGCUGGCCAGAGUGUCGCCUCUCGACAGGUGUCCGCGAACUGUCGAAGAAGACAAUGACUGUGAUAUGGCCGAGGUUCCCCCUCGAGAAGACGAUACCGAUGUGGAAAGCUUCGAAAGGGAUGAAAAACGUAUGGAGGAAGAAGCAGCUCAGGAAGCCGAAGUGAAAAGGCUGCUCGAGGAAAAGAUCCAGGAAAAACUGCGCCGGCUGGAGCACGCGCUCUCCAGCAGCCCCCCUUUGCUGGAGACGGUGCGCGCUGCCCCCUUCGCCGAGGGCAGCCCCUCCGAGUGGUCGGAGGACGAGGACGGCGGCGCCUCGGAGCCGCUGCUCGACGACAGGGAGUCGGCGGGCUACACCACCGACGAUCCCGCCUUGGAGAACGUGUCGAUGCUGAACGAGACAGGGUUGACGGAUGCCGAGGGCGCCCUCAGCGACGUGAACUCCGCCUACAUCGACCACCACCACGAGGCCGACAUGGACGACAACACGAGCAUCUCGUCGCGAGCCUCCUCGCGCAUCUUCGAUUCGGACGCCAUGAUGUCGCUGGACUCGCUCAGCGCCCUCUACGACUCCGAGUACGACAACUGCUGCCGCACCGACGACGACCUCAACGCAGUGCCGGAGCUAGACAGGCUGGACUACUUCACAGGGCCCGUGAACGACGUACAUCUGGCGAACAUCCGGUCGAUGAGCGAGAGCAUCACGAGGAAUUUCGGCCAGCCGAGGAGCGACACGGAUCCUGACAGUGACGUUUGAGGUGGGUCGUCAGUCGUGUCAACGUGUUUGGAUUUCGCGCCGCGCUCUCUGAUUGGUGAGAUUAUGAUGCAACUUGUUCGCUUUUCGUAUCGCGUUUGAUGCACUCUUAUUGGUGACGCGUAUUGAGCUCUUUUCCAAGGUUAGUAGAUACUAACCUUGGCUCUUUUCUACCUUGAACGAGAGAGAGGAAAGUUCUCUUCUCUUCCAUUUUUCUCUUCGAUGCUACCAACGUGGCCGCACUGAUUGAAAUAUAGAGAGGAACGAUAAAUCUGUCCUUGUCUUAACAUCUAGUCUGCGCCACUGAACUAUUUUCGAUGUUAUAAUGAUGUGAUAUGUCUAUGUCAUAAAUGUCACACUUAUUUCGACAUCAUUUGUUGAUGUUGUUGAAUUUGUCUCUCUUUUGAAUUCAAAAUAGUUCAGUGGCACAAACUAGAUGUUAGCCAAACAAAGACAGAUUUAUCCGACAUCUCUAUAUUUCAAUGCGGCUACGUUGGUAGCAUCGAAAAAAAGGAUGGAAGAGGAGAGAACUUUCCUUUCUCUCGUUCAAGGAAGAAAAGAGCUCAAUUUAAGAAAGAGAAUGGCUAUUCAAAUGAUUCAAAUGAUAUCAAUUUCCAAAAUUCGCGAAAUUCACGAAGUGGGCGACAUCUAGGUUACAUAAUACGAACUUCAAACUGGGGGAAAACAAACUGUUGUCUAUGGAUAAACUACAUUGCAUUCAGCUUGCUGUAGCUGCAGUCAAACUUGUCAAUGACAUAAAGUGUUGGCACUGUUGGUAGUGAUGAUGGUUGAGAUGGUUGAUUUUUUUACAUUAUUACAUUUUUAUUAGCUUAGUGAACAGUGAACGGGUGAAAAAUUGGAGAUAGUUCGAACAAUUCAAACUAAUAAUGACGAGCAAAUCAAUUGACAUAUAAAAGAACAGCUACAACAUGUUUACAAUACCCAGAUUGUCCUGCUUUGCAUGAAAAAAUACAAAUCCAUUGUUCUACAGGAGUUCCUCUGGACCCCAACUUCAAUUUUACUUCAUGUGGAGAAGAUUUCAUCGCCGAAGUUUGUAGACAAAGUGCAAAAAUUUGCCUUUUGUUGAAGUCUUCUGCCUCACACAAAAUCACAUGAUUAGCACGGAGAACUGCUUCCCCUUUCACUACUGGUCAGCUUUUUCCAUCUAAAUAGAGCAAAAUAUCUGCCAAAAGAACAUCUACAACAGGCAUUAUUAGCGUUCUCGAUCGAAUAUUGACAAUUAAUGUCAAGAAAUUGAAAAACUUAUCACUCUUAUCUGUACACAGUACACAAGCUAAUGGCACUAAUGGGAUUGAGUGAGGAUUGACUUUGUUUUCCCCCAGUUUUGACGUGGCUUUGACAUGGAACGAUGAAAACCAAGCGCCACCUGGUAACAUUGAUUCCCGCGAAUACAGCAGCUUGAAAUUAUUAAUGGAGCAGACUAUGAGGUACUACCUUAGAUCUACUGACAUUUGAUAUUUGUCUAUGAUAAGUUUCUAGACUUAUUCACUUCACGCCUACGUACCCAAAAAUAAGAAUAAGAAGAAAGCUGUCAGUAUGGUCUAACCUCAAAGCACCAACAAAAAUGUAAACAGAAUACAUCUCACUCAGUAUGAUGUGAAUCAGAUUUACAAUCACUGUUGCCAGACUCGCUCAGAGGAAUUAAAAUAUCUCUUCAACCUUUCAAUAGGAAUUCGAAGAAGAAUGGUUAAACUCAAAACGAACCGUCAGCAUGAUUGUUACUCUGUAUAUAUUAUAUACCCAUAUAUUUAUAAUCGUCAAUUAUUAUGCUAUUUGAAUAUUUAUGUUUCGUCUAUGAUUCCCCUUUCAUCAGGUAUUCGGUAUACAAUUUAAAAAAAUAAUUAAAUUUCCACCCAUAAUAUUGGUUGAAUACGUCAUUUCAGAUACCAUUAUGAUGUUAGAGCGAAAUUUGAAAAUAUCCUGAUCCAUUAUCAUCGAUAAAUCUUGUAACGCUGUACUGGCUGCGAAAAAUAGCUCGCAUUUUUAGCUGUGUGUACAUGGCUUUUUGAAGUAGCUCGUUAUGAAAAUGGCGGAGGAGCCAAAACUAUAUCUUCACGAUUUUUUUCCGAAUGAAAAUUUGAUCAUACGAAACAAAUAAAAAAUGUGUGUUUAAUGAAUUCCCAUGAAAAAUACAGAGCAAUUAAAAUUUGAAUGUUGGAAAUUAGCUUAUUUCAUCAUUUUGUUUUGUUCCUAAUGAAAUUACCUGUUAGUGCCACUUUCAUUGGAGAAUAGAUACAGAAGUAUACUUAAGAUCCCAAAAUAAUUCUAAAUACGUAUUUAGGCAACCAAGUUGCAGGAAGCAAGAAAAUAAAGAUCACCUGACACCGGACUGACAGGACUCUAUAGGAGUCCCGAACGAUACCAUGACGUCAGUAAUCUUUUUCAGCUCGGUAUAAUGUGUCAUAAGCCAUAGGUACCCUCCUUGGGACGCUGACCAGAUAUUUUCCUUUAUUUCUGUAACGACUCGAUAUGAAAUGAUGAAUUACUUGACUUUUAUGCUGAAUUAAAAAAUUUCAAAAUUUUCUUCUGGAGUGUAAUAAACAAAGGGGGUUUAGUGUACUUUCAGGCUCAAAUUUUUUGUUAGCAAUUAUUUUCACAAAUCCACCACAAAUAUUGAAGAUUUUUAAAAUGUUUCAUUGAGGUAAUGCCCCUUCUCUACUAUGAAUCAGCAUUAUAAUAUACCAAGACAAAUGAUUGUAUAAAAACAUUAAAAAGUUGAGGCAUCAAAAUAUCAAAUUGAAUUUUUUUUCAUGAUAAUUUUUCAUGUUAUGCAUUUUUUUGGUCAUAUUAUUUCGUCUUCAAAUUGACUUUAUAUUGUCUAUUUUGAAUUGAACAAUUUGUCGAAAUCCAACAAGGAUACAUUUCUUCAUGAAAAAACAUCUAUGAUGAAAUUUAGAAAAGAAUUUAUUAGAAAUUAAAAAUGAGUAUCCCUGCAAGUUUGAGGAAUUUCUUACUCCCUAUUAUCAUCCUCUUACUCUCCAAAUUGUGAAAAUGAGAAUUUUUUAAAUAGCAUAUUCGGUAGCAAGUUAUCAACAGUUGGAUGUCACCCAAUAAAUUUGGUGAUUCACCUGUUGAGAAAGAAGUUUACCUCAUGCUGAAAUGUUUGAUGAUUGAAUGAUAACAUUGCCAUAUCAUUACCUCAAUUAAAGCUCUCAAACUAAAUCUGAACAUAAAUAACAUUUUAUUUGAUUCUUUGGUAUUUUCUCUCCUCAUUUCUAUAAAAUAGUUGAAAAGAAAAAUAACUCCAUCGUUCCAUAUGAUAUCUGAAUUCAGCAUCACCAUUAAGAGUGCAAGAUGAGCGACUCGAAGAAAAAACAUUGUAAACUCACCUUUACGGGACCAGGAGCGGGUUAGAGAGUGAUUUCGGGCGGUGCGAUAUUGGCCAGAACGGAAGAACCGUGUGACGGAGAAUUAAGGAACACUUGAAGUGCAUGUCAUCGGAACCUUUCUAUUUCUCUGAAAAUAUAUUGUCGGUGCCUGGUCUUGAACAAAUAAUGAUGAUAUGCAAGGGCAUCAGAGUCAUCAUUGUUAUACCUUCUGAUCUGAUACAACUGAAAACCACUUGUUGAAUAAAUGAUAUUAGAUAGUGGGGCAUGUUAUUAGUUCAGUGGUUAUGUCUGAUGAAGAGUUACCAAUGAUUAUCAGAUUAUAUUUUCAGUUGACAUAUCUGGUUCUGACAUUUGCAAUGUUCCAGAUUUUAAUUUACCGCUAUGACAUUUUUUUACGGUUUCCCUGCGAAUUGAAUGAUUUUUAAAAUAGUUAAUUUCCUGCCAUAUCACUUUUAUUUUCCAAGUGCCAAGUACCGAAUUCAAUUCAAAAUGAAAAUUACAACUACUAUGAAACUGUUCCCUACGUCAUGCAGUUUGCAUGAAACUUCAAUUAUGGGGUGACUGGACAUUUUUUCGAUUUUAGGUGUUCUUUUUCGUAUACAGACGACAUCACUCGUCUGAGAGCACUGAUUAUAAUAAUGUUAAUAUAAUGUAUUGUUGAAAUUAUGUGUUUAGAUUUCGGUAUCGACUAGAUUUGAUAAUUAUUUUAAUUCAGAACCAAGUAAUGGUGAAAUUUUGUGCCUGUAGGGAGGGUUUUGAAAAAUGUCUAUGAAUAUUUCGGGUGGAAACAACUAAAUCCCACUAUUGUUUUUCUUUUAUUUGUAUUAUUCCUCUAAACGCAUUGAAUAUACAGGGUCUCUAUUAAUGAUCGUAACAUCGUAGUGGCUGUUGACAUUU
Molecule: messenger RNA, 10983 nt
Organism: Phaedon cochleariae (mustard beetle)
Lineage: Eukaryota; Metazoa; Arthropoda; Insecta; Coleoptera; Chrysomelidae
Source: the annotation of a GenBank genome assembly